AUGAAACCUGCCAAAUCGGACACAGAAGGCCACGAUUACUCUGAAAGGUACCAGUCUGCUAAACAUGCUAUACUCGAUCGGCUCGUAGCUCCGGUGUCGUCGCGUGACGUGUUUGAAGGAUCCGUCCCCGAGUCAGCUCAGCUAUUACUGCAGAGCUUUUGCAACCGGAGCAUUGGGAAAGCACGCGAUGCCAUUUCUCGCGAGUUUGUUCGGAUCUACCAACACGGCUACUUGCGACGUUCACUUGACGAAAUCUCGGCUUUACUGGACGCUUUGGCGAGCCAAGAACCCCUCGACUUUACAGCUAUGACUCAGCUACUCCAGCUUGUACUGCCUCGUUUGUGCCGCCUUCGGACAGGUAGUGCGCGCUCUGUUUCGAAAGCUGCGAACAGAUUGGAACUAAUGGAGCGAUGGACUGGGAGACGUGUAAUACUGUGCAAGGAAGAAUGGCUGACGGAGCAGUGUCGGAACGUCUUGAAGGACGCUGAGAGUAGUCUCAUCACGCUAAAAGAAAAGGUUUCCAACUAUCGAGAAGUGGUGAAAAACAGAGAAACGAAGACAGUGGUGAUUAGUGCGUGGCACUUGCACUUAUCUGAAGAAGACAUUGCGGAUAUCAAAGACUUCAUGAGGAUGGUGCACACACCUUCUGGCAUUCCUACGGUCGUUUUAGUAGGAUUCUCGCGGGUUACGAUCGAUAUCCCUCUUCGUGUGUGGGCCAACGUGAUAAUUGUGAGUCCAAUCGCUCGAAUCAAUGCCAUCGAUUUGUCGGCUGAAGGGAGCGCUCCGGCGCGAGUUCCUUCCCGUGCUGGGCCCGGCGAAGAUGGCAAGCAUGGUCGACCUGGUCUGUACGGUGGUAAUUUCGUUCUAGUCUUCCACUGGACAGCAGGUGGCCCAGGUCAAAACGCUGGACGAGGGGUUGACGGAGUUGAUGCUGUGAACAGUGUAUCGAGCUUUAAAGCAUCCGCUGAAGCGUUGGCUAGACAGUUAACCUCACUCGAGAAAUGGGAGGCCGCAUGCAAUAAGCUACCGGGAGGAAUCGAGCUUGAAAAGCGCUCAAAAGAGGAAUUACCUCCGACUGAUGACCAUGUCAUCCGUGCUGCGGCCGAAGCAGCGGUAGCUGGGGUGUCUAUCGCCAUCACUGUCGUGGCUCCGGAAGCAGGAGCUGCAGUUGGAGUUGCUGGGUGUGCGUUUGGCGGUAAGAUGAUACACUCAGCGUUCGGGAGAAAUACGAAAACGGAGCUCAACCUGGGCGCACCAGGGUUUUUUGGCGAGCCAGGUAAGAAGGGGAAAGAUUCAUCACGUGGCAGAUCAAGCAACACCGUGAGGGGAAGCAUCCUUCACGAGUUCGACUCGGGUGGGCAACAAGUCGGGAAAGCAACGCUUAAAGUCACGGAGGAAGUGACUUCUUCGCCUUGCAAACGGAGUGAGAAGGUGUUCACGCCGAGAAGAAGACCGGCUCCGACUCCGAACCCACUGCUUCCUUUUGAUGCUGCGAAGGUUCACUACGAAGAGGUUUUCAAGCAGUUAGUUGAUGUAUUUCCUCAGUGCGAUUUUGCGGAUAUUGCUAUGCCAUGA
Messenger RNA from Phytophthora sojae, 1575 nucleotides. RefSeq lists its product as hypothetical. The record is from RefSeq and is a predicted model, not a curated record. NCBI's taxonomy places the organism in Eukaryota, Oomycota, Peronosporomycetes, Peronosporales, Peronosporaceae. Bases 1 to 1575 code for a protein of 524 amino acids. The transcript is spliced from 3 exons.